Messenger RNA from Linum trigynum, 3505 nucleotides. Lineage: Eukaryota; Viridiplantae; Streptophyta; Magnoliopsida; Malpighiales; Linaceae. The record is from the annotation of a GenBank genome assembly.
CUGAAAUAACACAAACAAGCACAACCUAGCGUGAAAUCGGCCUAAAACACGAGAAUCAACACCUCAAACGGUGUAAGUAUGAGGGUAAAAACAUGUGUAAAUGACGGUCUAUCAGUUGCUAUCACUGAUGAUCCUGUCUCCUUUGAAGAAGCUGUGAAGGAUCCUCGAUGGAAUGAAGCCAUGCAGUGUGAAAUCCUCUCCAUCAAAAAGAAUGACACUUGGUUGCUGACUGAUCUUCCAUUUGGAGUUAUUCCACUUAAACUCAAAUGGAUUUUCAGAACCAAGCUUACUGAGACAGGAGCAAUCGACAAGUUCAAGGCAAGGCUGGUAGUAAAAGGCUGCUCACAGAAAUAUGGCAUCGAUUAUACUGAGGUAUUUGCCCCUGUAGCUCGUUGGGAUACCAUUAGAACUCUGCUUGCUUUUGCUGCUUUUCAUGGUUAUGAGGUGUAUCAGUUGGACGUGAAAAGCGCUUUCCUUUAUGGUGAGUUGGCUGAGGAUGUGUAUGUAGAGCAACCUCAAGGAUUUGAGGUUGCUGGGGAGGAUUCUAAAGUAUAUAAGUUGAAAAAGGCACUGUAUGGCCUCAAACAGGCUCCACGAGCCUGGUACAGUCGCAUUGAAACCUAUCUGAUCAAGAAGGGUUUUGAGAGAAGUUGUUAUGAACAUACUUUGUUUAUAAAAAGAGCAGGGGAGGAUAUCUUAAUUGUCAGCAUCUAUGUUGAUGAUCUACUGUAUACCAGCAGCAGUAAUGGGCUAAUUACAGAGUUCAAAGAGGCAAUGCAAGCAGAAUUCGAGAUGACAGACUUGGGAAGAAUGAGAUACUUCUUGGGUGUGGAAGUUACUCAAAGUCAAGCUGGGAUUUUUAUCUGUCAGCAAAAAUAUGCAAGGGAGGUGCUGGAGAGAUUCAACUUGCAGCACUGCAGUCAUGCCCACAAUCCAAUUGUUCCAGGGGUUAAGUUGACAAAAGCUGGAGAUGGUGUGCUUGUUAACUCAACUGAUUACAAGAGAUUGGUUGGAAGCUUGUUAUAUAUCACAGCAACCAGACCAGAUCUCAUGUUUGUGGUCUGUCUUCUUAGCAGGUUCAUGGAGAUGCCAACGAGGCAGCAUAUGUUGGCAGCCAAGAGGGUGCUGAGAUACAUCAAGGGCACUAUGCAGUUUGGUAUCUGGUAUAAGAGGAAGCAAGAAGAAGAGAGCUUGGUAGGGUAUACUGACAGCGAUUAUGCAGGAGAUGCUGACGAUAGGAAGAGCACUAGUGGCUACGCUUUCUUCCUUGCAGGUGGUGCAGUUUCCUGGGCCUCUAAGAAGCAACCAGUGGUCACUUUAUCCACCACAGAGGCAGAGUUCAUUGCAGCAGCCUACUGUGCAUCUCAAUGUGUGUGGCUUAGAAGAAUACUGGAGCAGAUUGGGUGGAAAGGAGACGGGAACACAGCCACAACAAUCAUGUGUGACAACAGCUCAGCCAUCAAACUCUCCAAGAACCCAGUGAUGCAUGGCAGAAGCAAACACAUCGAUGUAAGAUUCCAUUUUCUUAGAGAAUUGGCAAAUGAUGGUGUGAUUGUGUUGGAACACUGUGGAAGCCAGCAGCAGGUAGCAGAUAUCAUGACUAAAGCUCUCAAGUUGGAGACUUGUCAGCUGCUGAGAACCAAGCUAGGAAUGGUCGACAUUAGGGAAUUCGAAGGAGAAGGUUGAAGAUCAAGCAGGUAAACUGAAGCAGUGCACCAGUCUUCAGUUUAGGGGAGGACUUUGUUGGUUAUAGGUCUCGAACUCAGGUCAUUAGAAAUAAAGCAGCUGGCUCAGUGGUUUUUCUUUAGUUUAGUCCUUUCGUGGUUUUAGCAGAGUAGUUAGUAGUCCAGCGAUCUAUUUGGAUCUUGCUGUUGAGGUCUGUUGAGGUUGUUGAUCAUGGCCGAUUCCUGUGGCCUUCUUUUGUACUUAAGGACGUUGGUGUCCACUUUGAAUAAACGUCAGAUUGCAAUACAUCGAGUUAACACAAAUACCAUUCAAAAGUAGUUGAUCAUGAUGUAACCAGUGGCAUUAGGCAGAAUUCUACUGUCAAUUUCAUCCUUGGUAAUUUGGUGAGGUGGAGUUGGAGUCGUUCCAUCAAUGUAGCCAAGCAGAUCGAGGCUAACAAGCAGAGGCAUGACCCAACCAUUCCGAAAGGAGGUGAAUUUGAGAGGAAGGGUAGGUGUUGGGUUGAUCGCAACUAAAACCACGAUCGUGGGUAUCCGACCACCCCAACCCAAUCAAUACGUGGAAUUAGGGGUAGUCAUCGGUCCGGUCCAGAUCGAAUCGGAUCAAAUUCAGGAAAACCGCAAUCCAAUAGUGAAAGAUAUCUUAGGACCAAGGACCGAAUCAAUAGUGAAUUUGGUUUGCUUUGGUCCGAUCCAAAAGUGAAUUUGGUUCAUUUUUCUUCAAUACUUAUAAAAUUCAUGGGACCAAAAACCAGACCAAAUUAUAUUCGAUUCGGUGUGGUCUGGUCCAGACAUCGGUUUGGUCCGGUGUGAUCCGGCAUGGUCGCAUGGACCAACCCAUUGCUCACCCCUACAUGGAAUCCCCGUAUUAACUUGGUACGAGUGGGGAUAGGCCUAAAAUAUUGAUGGGCUGGAGUGGAUAUACUCUCUAGCAUCAUACCCAUACCCAUACCCAUCCCCGCCCAAAAAAAAUUCUUAAAUUAAUUUGAUUGGAUGCUAAAAAAUAGUGAUUAUCUUAUGGACAAAAUAUAUGUUACAGAAAUGGGUGUUUUGAAUUUGAAUUAAUAAUGAUUAUAUCUUUGUUGACUUUAUGGUUUAGCUCUAUUUGAUCUUAUAACCCAAAUUUUGUAUGUUUAGAAAGAUUUAUUAUAUAAAUUCUAGGCAUAUUACUAAUGAAUAUAUACGAGGUGAGUAUUACCCACGAAUGAAAAUCACGGAUAUGGAGAUGGAGUUUCAAAAUCUCUCUUCAAAUGGAUAUGGGGUGUGUAUGGUAUCUGACCACGAUCGCAACUAAAAUCACGAUCGUGGGUAUCCGACCACCCCAACCCAAUAAAUACGUGGAAUUAGGGGUGGGCAUCGGUCUGUCCGGAUCGAAUCGGACCAAACUCAGGAAAACCGCUGUCCAAUAGUGAAAGAUAUCUUAGGACCAAGGAUCGGACCAAUAGUGAAUUUGGUUCGCUUUAGUCCACUUUGGUCCGAUCCAAAAGUGAAUUUGGUUCAUUUUUCUUCAAUACUUAUAAAAUUCAUGGGACCAAAAACCAAACCAAAUUAUAUUCGAUUCGGUGUGGUUCGGUCCAGACAACGGUUUGGUCUGGUGUGAUCCGGCAUGGACCGAUCCAUUGCCCACCCCUACAUGGAAUCCCCGUAUUAACUGGGUGCGGGUGAGGAUAGGCAUAGAAGAUUGAUGGGAUGGAGUGGAUAUAGUCUUUAGCAUCAUACCCAUAGCCAUACCCGCCCCACAAAAAAAAUUCUUAAAUUAAUUUGAUUGGAUGCUAAAAAUAGUGAUUAUCUUAUGGACAAAAUAUAUGUUACAGAAAUGU